Trypanosoma theileri is the source of this 462-nucleotide messenger RNA. RefSeq lists its product as uncharacterized. The annotation marks the transcript as partial. NCBI's taxonomy places the organism in Eukaryota, Euglenozoa, Kinetoplastea, Trypanosomatida, Trypanosomatidae. The transcript has a single exon. The record is from RefSeq and is a predicted model, not a curated record.
AUGGCAAAGGUUGUAAUGGUGAGGUGUUACCUGCUCUUUUUAUUACCUCUUACACUCUGUUGUGCUUGUGGGUUAGUAUGGGCUGAUAGUCCUAAAGCUUCUGAGUCCAGUAAUUGUGUGACUUAUGUUGGUGUUCCUCCUUUUUUUGUUAAGAUUGAUUCUUGCGAUACGUCUGGUAAUGCUACUAAGGCUGCAGAACCCACAAAACCUGCUUCAGGUAAACCGGGUCCCGAUACUCCUGGUGAUCCUAGUGGGAGAGAAGUUAACCAAGUCACUACGAAUUCGCAUCAAGAGCAAGAAGUAUCCCAAAGUGAUCACGAAAAGUUAACAGGUGAUUCUGAAAAUAAACGUAGAACAGGAACUCAGGUUGUUGAGCAAACCUUAAAAGGAGACGGUACCCCAUCAAGUACUCCGGUAACGAACAACUCUGUUAGUUCCCUUGAAUCUGCAGAAGGACGGAUU